UUGUGCCGCUCAGGACCCAACGCGAUGGCUGAUGGAGACCCCCAGCAGGCGGACGGCGGGGAGGGCAGCCUACCCGGCCUUCUCCCCGGGCUGCAAGGUGCUGAAGCCAGCGUUUUGCAGCUCCGGAUCAAGAACUCCAUCUGCAAAUCUGUUCAGUCCAAAGUGGAAAACAUUCUGCAAGAUGUUGAGAAGUUCUCAGAUAUUGAAAAGCUUUACCUCUACCUCAAGCUGCCCUCGGGUCCCUGCAGCUCUGCUGACAAAAGUGACCACAGCUCCCUGUCAUCCAGCCGUACGCAGCAGAUGCAUGCGUUCAGCUGGAUCCGGGACCAUUUAGAGGAGUACCCUGAGACCUCUCUUCCCAAGCAGGAGGUCUACGAUGAAUACAAAAGCUUCUGUGACAAUCUCAACUACCAUCCACUGAGUGCUGCAGACUUUGGAAAGAUGAUGAAGAAUGUCUUCCCAAACAUGAAAGCCCGCCGACUUGGCAUGAGAGGAAAAUCAAAAUAUUGCUAUAGUGGACUGAGGAAAAAACCCUGCGUUCAUAUGCCUUCUUUGCCAAUGCUGGACUUAAGUAAAACAGCAGAGGGACACCAGAGUGAUGUGCCGGAGUUGCCGGGCCAGCUAAGCAGCAUCAAGGAUGAGGUGCGGUUUGCAGCCUGUGAUCUUGUCUGCGAGUGGGCCCAGAAGGUCCUGAAACGAGAGUUUGAUGCCGUGGAAGACCUGGCUCGCUUCCUUGUAGACAGUCACAACAUCAGCAACAAGUCUUUGGCAGCUCUCACAGUCUUGACCAGCGCAGCAACAGAGGUUAAACCUUUGCAGUCGGUCUCAGCCUUCGCCCCCAUGCCUCAGGCUCACCCCUUCCAGCCUCAUAUGACAAUGCUAUCAUCACCAUCUGUGGAUGCAAAGCAGCAGCUGCAGAAAAAGAUCCAGAGGAAGCAGCAGGAGCAGAAGCUGCACUCUCCUCUACCUGCAAACAGACAGACCAGGAGAGCAGACGAGGGUGUGGCCUGCAGUAGCCCAACACCUCAGUCACCACAGCCAGCCAUAGGCAGUGUGGUUGCCUCUGUCCCAAGCCCCAUCACAGUACAGAGGAGCAGUCAGCUAAUGUCCCCAAGCCCUGUGGCAACAAUGGAGAGCAAAGUGCUGCCAAUUAAUUUCCAAAUGGUUCCCCAGCCAGUUCAAGCAAUAACACAGAGCCCCAAGCCGCUGCUCACAAGUCCAGCGGGGGAGCGUACAGCUCGGCAGCGGUACGCCCAAAUCCUGCCCAAGCCUGCAGUCACCACCUCAAUCUCUCUGCACUCGCCUUCCACCAUGAUCAUCACCAACAGCCCUGUUAGGACUGUGAUGACUUCGUGUCAUGUCAGCCCUGUCAGUCUAGUCAAUAUGACAGCCUCGUCACUGGCAGCUAACGGCAACGAAACAACUAGCACCAUGGCAAACGCUUCUAUGCAGCUGACAGCGCAGGCCAGCAGAUCUGCAGCUGGAGAAUCAGGAUUCAACCAGAGCCACAUUCUGGCUCCUGUCGACAAGGCAGGCCAGUUCAGCGCCACCCAAAACAUUGAUGUUGAGAUGGAAGUUGAAGCUAUUCAUAAGAACACUCAAAUGCAAAUUCCAAGCAGCCAAGUUUUUACUGAAGCAUUGACAGGAAAUAGACCAGGAGGUGCUUUACAGAGGGCGGCAAGUGUUCCCAUACCUCAGACCAAAUCCUUUCUGAGCCUAGAGGAAGCGCCUAAAUACAACGAGAGGGCCUCUGCAAGCCAUAACACUGCAAAUGGCAAUAAUGGUGCAAAUAGUUCAAGCACCUUCCUGUUAAAUACUUCCAAUCAGAGUACCAACUCGAUUUCUUUAUUAAGCACCAGCAGAUUUUCUUCUUUUGGGGAAAACAGCCAAGCCAAGGAAGAUUUCACGUCUACAAAGAAUUUCAGGAAACGCUCUUGCCUCAGUGCGGAACUUUCCCCAGUAAAAAGGGCUUUUGUGACCGACCAGCCAGCAGAGGGUGCUAUUAGUCUGGGAUUUGAUAUAAGAAACCAAGUUGGGAAUGUCUUUGAUGUUGGUGCUCCAGCUAGACCUGAGAGCGCACCAGCCUGCAGAGAGGUUGAGAUGAUAAUUAACUCUGUCUUGUCUACUCAAGAUCAUACACAAUGUACUUCCUCUUUCACAGCCUGCCACUUUGACUCUGUUGCCAAAACAGACGGCUCAUUACAGAGGAAAAACACCUCCGCUGUUUUGGAAACUGGCACCUCAGUCCAUCAUGCAGUUUUGCAGGAACAGCAGGGACACAUCAUGGCUCAUGUGCAUGCAGUACCCAGCAAGCCUGCUUUUCAGAAACAUACAGGUGUGAGAUCAAACUCAACCACAGGGAACCUGGAAGGAGCUCAGCAGCACACAUUUGUGCGCUCCAGUCCUGCUGUCCACACCUUACCGUUUCUGAAUCAGACACCAUCCGGUCUGCUCACCUCCCAUGAUCACAUGGACUAUUUUUCCUUUGAUGAUGAUGUGACUCAGGAUAGUAUUGUGGAAGAGCUGGUUCAGAUGGAGGAACACAUGAAACUUAAACGCUUGGAGGACUUUAGAAACAGCGACAUAGUGCACAGCCAGCAUGUUUCAAUGCAAAGCAGUAUGAAAUCCACCAAUCAAACUAUGACGGCUGUCACCUAUGCCGCAAACAACUGCAACCCAAUCCAAACUUCUAGUCCUACAUCUGAAAUUAUGGGAGGACCCCACACCCUGACAGCAGAGAGUCCAUUCUCCCGCAUUGCUUCUACGACUCCGGUGGACAGCGCCUUAGGAAGCAGUCGCUACACUCCAGCUGGAACUCCACACUCCAACUGCAGCAGCACUGUUCCUCCAAGUCCAGUGGAGUGCAGGAACCCGUUUGCGUUCACCCCCAUCAAUUCCACAGGUUUCCAUGACAACAGCAGCAGUGUUUCCAGUAGUCCCGUGAAGCCUAUGCAAAGACCGAUGGCCACCCACCCAGACAAGGCCAGGCUAGAGUGGAUGAAUAGUAGUUACAACAGUGGUGUUGGGGCCACAAACAAGGCAAGCAGUGGAAUGGGAAUCCUCUCCAGCUAUCAGGGUCUGAUAGAUGACCAAUUUCGAAAGCCUCACGCCUUUGCAGCUCCUCACUCACACCACUAUGAUAGUCAUUUCGGCCGCUUGACUCCCAUCUCUCCUGUUCAGCAGCAGGUUGCAAGCAUGACAAAGCAAGAGGGUUUUGCUGUGCCCGCCCCUUUGGAUAAUAAAACCACCAACUCAUCUGCUGCAUCAUUCCGAUGCCGAAGCGUGAGCCCUGCAUUACAUCAGAGGAACAUGACUGGGAAUGCAGUGAACAGUUCUCUUCCUAAUGUUGCUCGAUUAGUCGGAUCACCGUUUCAUUCUCCCGUGACUCCCGAGGUGUUAAGCAUAUUUUCUAAUAGCGAGACAAGUCUUGGGUCCAGUAGCAUGGCUCAGAGAAGCCGUUCUGUGCCUGCCAACAUCAUGAUGGAAAGUGAAGCCCUCCCCACACACGGUCAACUAUGCAGCAACAGAAACAUAGCCAGUGUUCUCCUGAGCAAGCUGGACAGGGACCAAAAUGACUCAACGCGUUGUUUGGGCAUCAAUAAUUUACCUUCCACCUAUUCUGCCCGGAUGAACCUCACCCAGAUCCUGGAAUCCAGCUCCAAUCUCUCCUGCACCGACAACCACCACAGUCUGAGGUCCUCAGAUUCUGCCAGUGCUUGCAGCUCACAGAGGCUGAAUUCCCUCACAGACAAAGCUAUGAAUGAACCAAUUAUGUUAUCAGCAGGGAGCAACCAAGUGCCAUCGUCCUAUCGAGGGCAACCUCAACAGCAUACCCAGGCUGUAAUGUUUGCUACGAGCUCACAACAGCAGGAAGAUGAACUUCAGCGGCAGCAACACUUAGACUUUAGCAGCACGCAGCACCUCUUAGACAGAAGUCUGGAGCAGGGGUCUGAGCUGACCACAGGCACUGCAGACUUUCCCUGUGAAAUCAGAAUGACAUCUGAGCUCUCCAGCAGCAUCAGUGACCUUAACGGACUAGACACAAACUUGCUGUUCAACCCCAACCAGCCGCAAGGCCAAUAUCAAAACACUGCAUCAGAGGAGCCAGGAAAUGACGAACUGUUUCUGCAAAUGAGUGAGUCGCAACAUUCAAGUGGACUUGACUGGCUAGAGAGCAAAGAUCAUCCCACUGUUGGCUUGAUGGGCUGAAAACUGUUUGGUCCUUUUUUUUUUUUUAAAUCUGAGUUUUGUAUUCUUAUUUAUUUUACACUUUAUAAUGCAACAUUGAAAUCUGAAAUGUGUUCAUUAUAAGUGCCAGGUUGAACAGAGAAAAUGCUGCAAUGAGUAAAAUGCUGGUCAUUUCACUUUAAUAUACACACUUCACAUAGUGUUUUUUUAUCAUAAGCAUUUCCAGCACACAAAGGAAAAAGAAACGUGUUGCAAGUUAAUUUUCAGUGUUUAACUGGAUACUUUUUGUGUAUGAAUAAUUGUGGGAAAUAGGAAGCAACUUUUUUUUUAAGUACCGGUAGUUAUUUUCUGGUGCAUAUGAUGUACUAAAAGUGACACUUUUGUGUGCUUUAUGCUUAGAGAAAAAGUGGAAGAUUGAAAUUUCAUAAGAUAUUACUAACAAUACUACAGUAUUAUAAAGUUUUGCUGUCCUACAUUGCAGAUACACAUUCAUACAUUUUUAAUGUGUGCAUUUUAUAUAAGUAGGAUUGCAAAAUAUAUGAGUUGGAGGAAGACUAUUAAAAAAACAAUUAUAAUUACUCCUAAGGAUCUAAAUACUUAAAAAAUAAAUAGUAUAUGUAAAUGCAUAAAAGAUUGUCUAGAAGACUCUUACUGGCUGUAAUCAGUCUGUGAACCUGAAGAUCAACAUCAGCAUAACAUAAAGCAGCUCAUGUAGAGUCUAAUAGUCCAAAAAAAUCCCUUUACUUUUAUUCACAUUCACUGCACUACAGAAAAAAAUAGAACAAACAAUCAUCAUAUUCAGUAAAGAAGAAUUACCCUGUUUCCAGAAAUACCCCCAAAAGCUUUCAUUGUUUAAUGAGGAUGUAUGUAGCACUUUUUUAUGCAGACCAUUGUGAAAGCUAGUGGUAUUUUGCAAUAUGAAAUUGCUUUGUUUACUUUCUGGUUUGAAGAAUAACAAAUGAUAAAGAUAUAAAGUUAAAAAACAAAAUCAUUUUUUUCAGUUUGAUUUUGCACUUAAAAGUCCACAGAGUAGUUUAAAAAGCCAUGUUUCCUUUGCAUUUUGUGUCCAAAAACUGAUUUAAAUCUAAAGAUUUAAAAAAACAGAGGCCUAUGACUCCACACCUCAAAACUGAUGUUUAUUGUAAACAACUGACAAUCUAUUUUGUUUAUUACAAACACACUGUUUUCCCUGUGUAAAGUUUUCACUGUAUAUCCCCUGAAGUUACAUCAUGUGACAAUGUAGCCUUAAACUAAUACCGAGCAGUGUGUGAGUUAUUAAUGUGACACUGGGGCAAAAAAGCUGCUUUGGGUUUAUUUUUCAUGAGCCUUAUAUCCAUGCCAAAGACGCAACUUAUACUCCCAUGCACUAUUCAUGGGUGUUAUGUUAUGCAAACUCUUCUUGUGGUAUGUCACGUGCACACUAAGAAAGAUGUGUCCGAUAACUGUUUUAACACACACACCCCUCACAGAGGUGGAGAAGCUGAUUAAAGAUGCAUAAGUUUUGCCGCAUUUGAUGCAAUAUAAAGACGUUUGUCUCUAAAAAGAAUAUGCCUGUUAGGAAAACAUGAAGAACUUAAAAAAUAUAUAUCUUCCCCAUAUCUGUCUUUAUAAAAAAACACCCAAUUUGUACAAUUAGCAUCAAUACUUAAUAUGCAUAAAGUUCAAAUUUGCACUUGUUUUUAAAAUGCAGUGAUACUGAAUCCCAUGAACUAAACUUCCUAUAUAAAAUCACAAUUUUUAUAAUAAUAAUUAAAGCAGGCUUUAUGUUUUUAACAUUAAAUUCAUUAAAUUAACAGUCACAUAAGUUGGUCUAUUUUCUGUUUUAGUUUUUUGACAUGUUUGUAAGCUUAAAUGCCUAACUUUGUAUCUGUGUUGUUGCUUCUGUUGGUUUUUUAAAGACUUUACCCUUCCUCUUAUAAGUGGGGUAUAGCUGUGAAGUUGCCCUCUCACUGUAAUUAUUUUUGCUGUGGCUUUUAAGAUGCAUUUUAGUUUGGUGUUUUUAUAAGAGGACCUGUUUGGUAAAACAGUUUUUAAAGACUUUUUAAAACUAAUAAAGAUUUAUAACUGCCAGGAA
Molecule: messenger RNA, 6262 nt
Organism: Oryzias latipes (Japanese medaka)
Lineage: Eukaryota; Metazoa; Chordata; Actinopteri; Beloniformes; Adrianichthyidae
Product: DNA-binding protein RFX7-like
Biological process (GO): regulation of transcription by RNA polymerase II
Molecular function (GO): RNA polymerase II cis-regulatory region sequence-specific DNA binding; DNA-binding transcription factor activity, RNA polymerase II-specific
Source: RefSeq, a predicted model, not a curated record